AUGAUCCCCGAGCCUGUUGAUCCAGCUUUGCUCCGCGAACAUGCAUACCAAGACAUUGGAGACCUAAGCAUUGUGCUAGCGAAGGAAACAUACACGGAUUUUGGAGGGUUCAAAUCGAUAUUCCAGUACGGACUGGGAUAUUUCAACUAUGAUUUUGGACUUGAUCGAGAGGUACACGAACGCAGCAUGUCAUGCAUUUUGAAAGCCCACGUCUCGGAGCAUUGUGGACUUUACAGCUUCGUGGCAUUGUUGCUGGCUGCAUUGUGCUAUUUCGCUCUCGUGCGGGUCCAAGGGAGCUUCAGAGGCAACAACUCGACCAAAGCCGACAAAGACGGCGACAAUGUGUAUUAUGUGAAGGUUUAA
Molecule: messenger RNA, 363 nt
Organism: Lachancea sp. 'fantastica'
Lineage: Eukaryota; Fungi; Ascomycota; Saccharomycetes; Saccharomycetales; Saccharomycetaceae
Source: the annotation of a GenBank genome assembly